AUGAUAAAUAACGGGUUAGAACAAAUACGUCCUUCACUGAGGCAGCUUCAGAAAAAAAUUGAACAGGAGCGUGAAGCAAACUCGCGUAUGCUGAGGGUUCGGAGCGAUUUGGAGCAAGUGAACCGGGCGCUGGAUAAAGAGACAUUCUUGAGAAUCAGGCUAGAGCGGCAGCUGAGGGAAAAGGAAACUAACUUAGCUGACGAACAACAAGCGAUACUUAGACUUGAGGACGAACUACGUGAAGCAAGGGAGACCUGCGCUGAGUUAGAAAGAAGGUUAGAAAACGAACGUCUGUUAAGGGAGACAACUCGACAAGAUGGUCAAACAAAAGAGGAUACAAUUAGAGAGCAAUCGCAACUUUUACAGCAAGAACGCGAGCUCAAGUCAGGUUUAGAGGAGAGGGUAAGAGAUUUGCAAAUUCAAAUUGAAGUGGAAAGAAACAGAAGAAUCGCAACUGAACGAGAAGUGAGUGAGGAAAGAAUUAAUUUUCAGCAGGAUCGAGAAAAACUGGAAAGAGAGCGAGAAAUUUACCAGCAAAGUAUUCGCGACAGUGAACGAGCAGUGUCGGAAAGCGAGCACCGACGACGGGAGUUGCAGGAAACCUUAGGUGACGAACAGCAAGCAAGACUUAGACUUGAGGAGGAACUUCGUCAAGCAAGAGACACUCUUUCUGAGUUAGAAGAAAGGUUGGAAAACGAACUUUCGUUCAGGGAGACAAGUCGACGAAAUCUUCGAACUAUGGGGGAUACAAUUAGAAGGCAGAAUCACCUUUUACAGCAGGAACGCGAGCUCAAGUCAGGUUUAGAGGAGAGGGUAAGAGAUAUGCAAAUUCAAAUUGAAGCGGAAAGAAACAGAAGAAUCGCAACUGAACGAGAAGUGAGAGAGGAAAGAAUUAAUUUACAGCACGAUCGAGAAAAUCUGGAAAGAGAGCGAGAAAUUUGCCAGCAAAGAAUCCGCGACAGUGAACGAACAGUGUCGGAAAGCCAGCACCGACUACGGGAGUUGCAGUCAGCGGUCGCUGCAGCCCAGGAGGCCUUGGCCGAGUAUAGGCGUCUUGAACCACGUGACUGGAUCAUCAGACGUGAUGAGGUUAUGCUGAGUGAAAAGAAUUUGGGAGUUGGAGCCUGGGGCAACGUGUACGAAGGAACGUUUCGUGGUUGCCAGGUAGCUGUUAAGCAGAUUCACGAUCUGAUUCUUUCUCCUCAUAACCGCAGAUUGUUCGAACGAGAAAUGAGUAUUGCUUCGCGCUGUCGGCAUCCUUAUUUACUACAGUUUAUUGGCGCUACCAAUAACGAUGACAGCCCGUUAUUCAUAACUGAGCUGCUCGACACUGAUUUACGAGACGUUUUAAGGCAGCGCUCGUUACUCCACGAAGAAGUGGUUUGUAUCGCUUUAGAUAUCGCCAAAGGACUCAAUUAUCUUCAUCUCAAAAAGCCAUCGCCUAUCAUUCAUCGCGACAUCAGUAGUUCGAACGUGUUACUAUGGAGACGAGAUAAUUGCUGGAGAGCUAAGUUGUCAGAUUACGGGGCAGCAAAUUUCAUGCGCCAGCACAUGACGUCUAAUCCGGGAGCCAGUAUAUAUGCCGCACCUGAGUCCCAGACUUCUCAGCAGUCACCCAAGGUGAGCAGAAACUCCGACUACACCUUUCAGUUGCCCUUCAUUACCACGAAAUAUAUUUUUAUUAACAUUAAGCUAUUAUUCACUUUAAUUAAUGUAAAAACAGUUUAAGCAAGGAAGUAAACAUUUAAGUUUGUGUCAUAGUCACUUGAGAUUUUUGCAUCAAGAAGAACAAUCAUUAAGGCCAAUUUCUACAGCGUUUUAUCGAGAACAUUCUUUAGUGCGAAUGAAGUUUCCUUGGGUGAAUGUUCGUUUAUGGGAAUAGAAUAUCAGUAACAAUCAUUAUUUUUAUGAGCAUUAUCUUGCCAAUAUUGCAUUGAAUUUGGAGGUACGUUUGAAUUCGUGCGAAUUUUACAAAAUACCUAUAAAAACCCAUAUUGUAUAGUACUUUGCAAUCAUUUUGUUAAGCUUGUACCGUGUACAUGUAUGUAAUUUGCUGCGGCUGUGCUUGCACAAACAAACGCGGUAUGCGUACAAUGCUCAGUCAAUUCAUGUACAAAAUCAGCGAGCAGCAGGAUAAAUAAAAAAUAACAAGAAGAACUUGAUGGAUAAAUAACAACACAUGUUUACUGUUAAUGAAUUUCUUUUCUUGUUAAAGACCAUUAAAAUGACGCAAAUGUUUUAUCCUUCUUCUAAGGGAUUGUUAUUUUCACCGAGUGGAAACUAUAUUGGCAUUAAUGAAUGUUCUUACAUAUGUGAAAUGCUUUAUUGAUCACACAAAUAAUUAAAACGAUUGUUUCUUUUUCUGCAAUGAUUACUCAUUUAUUAUUAAUAUUGACUGAUAUUUUGACGCUAAUGAAUCUCUAUUUCCUGGUAAUGAAGGGCGUAAGGUGUAUGUUGCAGUUAAUUUUUAUUUUUUUCAUUGUUUUUGGGUAUGGCGAUGUAUCCUAAAGAAUUUAAAACAAAGAAAAUACAAAAAUUAACUGAAAUAAAAAAUUAACUGCAACAUGUACACGUCACAUGAUCUUCUGUUUAACAAUAAACAAACCAUAGUAACGCUAGAGUCAUUUGUAGGGUACCUAAUUAAUCAGAGAACUCUAGGUUUUUUUAAAUGUAAUCAGGCUUGUCUCUAGGGAAAAGUGCUACCCUUAAGGAAACUGCAACCAUUUUUGAAAAAAAAAACAUUUUGCCAUGCAAUGUUGUACUUUGUUUACGGUAUAUGUAACAGGACCUUUCCACGGUUUUUUUUUUAACUUUUGACUGGGAUUAGUAGUCGAAAAUCCCGGCGCAGCAACACGGCUAAAAAGAAUGCCUUAAAAUUUAUUUAGUAAAGAUGCCAAUUUUAAACGUGAUUUGUUGAAAACUAACGAAGAUUUAGCUCCGAAAAGUCGCCAAAUUUUACAGCCGUCUGUGUGGUGGGAGGCAAGUUCCUGACCAAACCAUACAAACGUCAAUAAACUUCAACGACUCUCUGGAACAACAUCUUUGCUCGUUUUUAACACAUCACCUUUAAACUUGGUAAGCAUCCUAAUUUUAGGACCCUCUUUUCAGCAGUGUCAAUGAAUAUUUGCUAACUAGUCCGCUUUAUCAAAACUUGAAAAAACCGUGGAAGGGUCUUUUGUUUCCGAACAGCGCGUGCUUUCAUUGGUUACAUCGAGGUCACGUGGCAUCUAACAAUCAAACCGCUUGCCGCCAAAUUCUCUGAGCGGGCAACAGGGCAAAAAUCUAUGACGACAGAGUGAUAGUGCAAUGUUACGUCGUUUGUAGGGAAGGAAAGCAUGGCGAGGACCCAAGUACGUCUGCAAGGGAGGCGUAUUACGAGAUUACUUUAGACUAUUGCACAGCAAGCUCCUGUCUGUGAAUAGGGUUGCUUUAGAGAAACAUUCCUACUAUACAUACUUCAUGCUACGUGUAUUAGGAUUUAAUGGAUUGUUACUUUGUUUCGAGUUUUGUUGUUAAUUAUUUUCUCAACCUUUCGAUGGUUGUUUUCUUUCUUGCCGGCAGGUGGAUGUGUACAGUUUUGGCGUACUGCUCUGCGAAAUGUGUACAAGAGAACUUCCGGUUCCGCAGCAGAUCCAAGAUCAGAUAGGCCUCGUAACUAAUGGUGUGCUGAGAGAGCUCAUUAUGCAAUGCGUCGCGAGAGCCCCAGAGGCGCGUCCAACUAUGAGUGACGUCAUAUCCAUGCUGACUCAACAAGAAGAGUCUUUGUGGGCUGAGGGUCUGAUAACAAUAAAUGGACGAAAAGCUAGGGCAUAA
This is a messenger RNA of Porites lobata, 3813 nucleotides long. The record is from the annotation of a GenBank genome assembly. Lineage: Eukaryota; Metazoa; Cnidaria; Anthozoa; Scleractinia; Poritidae.